AUGAGUGGCCGUUAUAUCUACCGUUUCAAGAACAAGGGAAAGAACGUUACAGGCCGACACGUUACCGGAGAGCGCAAAGAAACGAGUUUUCGUAAACCGAAUCCUGAGUUCAGUCGCGCUUCUUUUCAAGUACAGGAUUUGCGAGAAACUUUAAAUAAACGCUACCAAGAAAAGGCAAAUGAUUAUGGAAAAACACACAAAGCUGUUAAUUCUGUUGGAGUUAAGAGCAACCCAGUUGACUUGAUCAAGCAUACCAUGAGCAAAUUGUAUAAUCUGGAAACGCGCGUAAUGAAUUUGAGUAAUUUUCAACAAGCAGAACAAUUCAUUAAGCAAGGCAUUUUCAUUGCCAUCAACAAAGCAAAAGAAUUUCGCAACGUUGUCAAUAUCAUCGUUCAAAGUUCUCCCGAUAUAGUGGCGCUCAACUUGAGCAAUAACAAGUUGAGCAUUCUUGAGCCUCUUCAAUCACUGGCGGAUAAGUGCUCAUCUCUAAAAGCCCUUGAUUUAUCAAAAAAUAAUAUCACCUCGUUUGACCAAAUCAACCACAUCUGUAAACUUGAUCUCUUCGAGCUUGUGCUGGAGGGUAAUCCAUUUGUCGAUAACUUCCCCACUCGAGCAUGUUAUGCCAGAGCUUUACAAAAGAAAUUUAAAAACUUGAAAAGACUGGACUAUGAAGAUUUACCUGCUGAAAUUGGUUUUGAUCUCGGUGUUAAGACUCACUUGCCUCAAAACAAAUUCGCCUCGAUUCCUCCAGAAUGUAAAAGUUUUGUGCUGGAAUUCCUUGAAGCCUACUACAGACUUUACGACUCAGCUGACUCUCGACAAGCACUAGUCCAAGCGUACCAUGAUAAGGCAAUCUUUUCAUUUAGCUACUCGAAACAUGAUAGUGCAAUAGGAAAAGGCAAUCAGCUUGCUUGUUUCGCUGAUUCGCACAAUCUUUUACGAAUGCGAAAUGAAUCUAAUUGGGUUAAGUGUGUCAAGACAUUUGGCGUAGAGAUUGUUUCGUUUCUAUGCAAGUUUCCCGCCACCGAACAUGAUCCGUCUUCUUUUAAUAUUGACGUUCCAUUCUAUGAUAACAAUUUAAUUAUCAUUGUCGUUAAUGGCAUUUUCAAGGAGACGCACAAAGAGAAGCAAUCGAUGCGUUCCUUCUGUCGGACCUUCAACAUAAUAUCACAGGGCCAGGGGUACGUCAUUGUCAAUGAUAUGUUUGUCAUAUCUUCUCUAUCGGAAAAGCAAUCAGUAGAAAACAAGAGAAAGAUUGANACAGGGCCAGGGGAAAAGCAAUCAGUAGAAAACAAGAGAGGGAUUGAUCAGGCUGAAUCGAACAACCCUUCUUCCAGCGUUAGAAGCACAAAGUCGCUUGACGCUUGUCCUGAUAUCAACUUAAAAGAUGAAAUCAUACUCAGGUUUAUGCUGAUGACCAACAUGAAUCGUGCAUUUUCUGUAAACUGCCUGGAGUCGAAUAACUACAAUCCCGAAGCUGCCUUUGCAGUCUUUCAACGACUGCAUGGAGAAAAUAAAGUUCCGCCUGAAGCUUUCAUCAAGUAA
This is a messenger RNA of Rhagoletis zephyria (snowberry fruit fly), 1545 nucleotides long. The record is from RefSeq and is a predicted model, not a curated record. Lineage: Eukaryota; Metazoa; Arthropoda; Insecta; Diptera; Tephritidae.